GCGUCUCUCUAGUCGAGGUCCUUUGACUUCUCCUGAGAUGUUCUUUUCUCGGGGCUACCGAUCUUUUUACUCUAUCCUAGGAACUACUAUACCACCAAAAUGCGCGUGGCAGUCAUUGGUGCCGGCCCCUCGGGCUUGGUGACGCUGAAGUACCUUAAGACAGCUCACCACUACUUCCCUGGUAAGCCUAUUGAGGCUAUGCUAUUCGAAGCAGAGUCUGGAGUUGGUGGUACUUUCUCGCAACGCGCGUAUGAGGACGCUGAGCUGGUCUCAUCCAAGUUCCUUACAGCCUUCUCCGACUUUAGGGCUCACGAUGAUGACCCUGAUUUCCUCUCCGCUGAGAGGUAUGUAGAGUACCUAAACGACUACUGCAACCACUUUAGCCUUUGGUCCGACAUCAACCUUUCUACCAAGGUCGUAGCCGUUAAGCGCCGUCCUGGUGGCGGUCACGUUAUCCACUACCGCAAGGCUAAUGAUGCCGAUGCGGAGGUCUUGACGUACGAGUGUGAAGCUGUUGCUGUCUGCACGGGCUUACACGUUACACCAAACAUCCCCGCCAUCCCAGGUAUCGAGAAAGUGCCGGUCGUCAAGCACUCGUCUGAGUUUAAGAAGCGCGAGGAGUUCGGUCGCGACAAGACCGUCGUUGUCCUCGGUUCCGGAGAGACUGGUAUAGAUAUCGCCCACCUUGCCGUGACUUCACCGACCCGACGUGUAGUCCUCACCCACCGUGAUGGUUUCCUCGGCGCUCCUAAGGUCAUUCCUAACCCCGUAUGGUUCCCUAUCCUCGGGCGUAAGGCGGACCCCAACCAUAGGGAGCUACCUGUUGAUGUCAGUUGGCAAGCCCCUUUAUUCGACUCCAUGUACUUGCACCCCCUAAUCCGGGAUACUCUCUUCACCUGGAACGUAUAUGACUGGGGUGUCAAGACCAGUAACUGGCUUGUCUCAGGUACCACGGCCGGUAUCGAUCAAUGGGUUGGAAAGAUAUCCAAGGAACGUUACCACGUAUCUAAGCUUUUCUUCAACAAGGGUGCUCCUAAGGCUCUUCCCUACAUCAGCGCACCCUACCGUCCAACCAACCCUGGCGUCGUAGAGCGCAUUCGUCGCUCAAUUCUCCAGGUGCCUACUGAGAAGGCACCCGCCGGUCGCACGAUUGAAUUAGCUCCCUGGCCUACACACGUCGAUAGCGCGGGCACAUUGCACUUCCGCGACAAUGGACGACCGGAGUACGAGCGCAUGCAAUCUCUCGGCCCCACCAAACCCGACGUUCUAAUUUUCGCCACGGGAUACCGUCAAGAGUUCCCCUUUUUCCACCACCAGGACCGAUACCCAAUGCCGAGUGACACCGAUGUUCGAUCUGUGUGGAACAGGGCGGAUCCGAGCGUAGGUUUCAUCGGAUUUGUGCGCCCCGGAUACGGCGCGAUUCCACCUCUAGCGGAACUUCAGGCGCAACUCUGGCUAUUGAAUUUAAUGACACCAGAGCGUACUGAAGGCCUGCGCGAUGAGGACGACCACCACUUCCGUCUAAGGUCGGCGCCUGGUGCACGUAUCGGAUAUGGUGUUGACCACGAGACGUACGCGUACCAGCUGGCAUACGAUAUGGGAGCCGCUCCCGGAUUCUGGGACGCAGUUAGGGCUGGUUGGUCUGCGUCGAAGUAUCGCUCGGCAUUGUGGUACCGAAUUCCGGUUAUCUGGGCGGCGGGUGCUCAGCUCAAUGCUAAGUUCCGCCUUAAGGGUCCAUAUGCUUGGGGUGGAGCUGCGCACGUUCUUGGUGGUGAACUGUGGCAAACGAUUUCGCGACGUCAUGGAAUGUUUGGUAACUUCCUUCUAGCUGUUGUUCCAAUUACUCUGAUGGGUAUUUUCAGCAUUUUCUUGUACCUCAUUGGUCUUGUUUUAUUAUUGCUGAAGGUAGUGACUUGGCCCAUUACUGCACCAUUCCGUCGCACCACUCGCACUGCUAUUAAGCUCGAGGAGGGGCGUAAGUACACCAAGGUGGAGUGUUAGAUGGGUAAACGGCGAGGAUCUCUUAAGGAACGAGAUAGUAGUGUAUCCUCAAACACAAUAUAGUGACUUUAUACACCUUCCGCUUCAGAUCUGUGACCUCCAAUCACCUGCUCUCCGAAAGAAAGAGUUUGUAGCAAUUGAGUGACUAAGCGAGUCAUUCGUCUUGUGGCAAAGUCGCGUCGAGUUAUUUAUCUUCCAUCUUAAUUAGAGGGAAAAGGGGAAGUGAAACAUUAUUCGGU
Molecule: messenger RNA, 2240 nt
Organism: Hypoxylon trugodes
Lineage: Eukaryota; Fungi; Ascomycota; Sordariomycetes; Xylariales; Hypoxylaceae
Product: FAD/NAD(P)-binding domain-containing protein
Exons: 3
Coding region: 100-2001 (633 amino acids)
Molecular function (GO): NADP binding; flavin adenine dinucleotide binding; N,N-dimethylaniline monooxygenase activity
Source: RefSeq, a predicted model, not a curated record